CCAGACGUAUUCACCUAAAAGAAGGCAAUGGCAACAUCUAACUCCAAUAGAACAACGGCUCCCUAUGGUUCCUGGAAAUCACCCAUCACCGCCGAUGCUGUCUCCGGCGCCUCUAAGAUGCUCGGCGGCACCGCUGUCGACGGCCGUGGCCGCCUCGUUUGGCUUGAAUCGCGUCCCACUGAAGGAGGACGGGAGGUUCUUGUUGUUGAGUCGGAAAAUCCAGAAGGGGCUGGAGUGGACGUGACUCCGAAAGAGUUUGGAGUAAGGACACUGGCCCAAGAGUAUGGAGGUGGUGCUUUCACUGUUUCCGGGGAUCUCGUCUUUUUUGCAAACUACAAGGAUCAAAGAUUGUAUAUGCAAUCCCUCACUGCUUCAGAUGUGGCUCCUAUACCUCUCACUCCAAGUUAUGAUGGAGCCUUAGUCAGCUAUGCAGAUGGAAUAUUGGAUCCACGCUUUAACCGCUUUAUCAGUGUAAGGGAAGAUCGACGAGAGAGCCGUCUUAAUCCACCUGCAACAAUUGUGUCCAUAGCACUUGAUAGCAAGCAUGUUCAGGAACCCAAAGUUCUAGUUGAGGGGAGUGACUUUUAUGCCUUCCCACGUCUUGAUCCUAAAAGUGAAAAAAUAGCAUGGAUUCAGUGGAGCCACCCCAACAUGCCAUGGGACAAAUCAGAACUUUGGGUUGGAUAUAUUUCUGAAAAUGGAGAGAUCUACAAGCGAAUGUGUGUUGCCGGGGAUGAUCCUUUGCUCGUGGAGUCGCCAACAGAACCUAAAUGGUCCCCUAAUAGCCAGCUUUUUUUCAUCACCGACAGGAAAAAUGGUUUCUGGAAUCUCCAUAGAUGGAUUGAAAGUGAGAAUAAGGUGGUGCCUGUUUAUUCUUUGGAUGCUGAGUUUACAAGGCCAUCGUGGGUUUUUGGUUUCAACUCCUAUGAAUUUGUUCCAAGUCAUGACCAGAGAAACAAAAUCAUUUGUAGUUACAGGCAGCAAGGGCGGUCUUAUCUUGGAAUGAUUGAUGAUGCGCAGGGCUCAAAACUAACUCUGCUUCAUAUUCCUUUCACUAAUAUAGACAACAUUACAUUUGGUAAUGACUCCCUAUUUGUUGAGGGAGCUUCCCCAGUUCAUCCAUCAUCAGUGGCCAAGGUGACUUUAGAUGAUGAUAAAUCAGAAGUAGUCAACUUCAAUAUCAUAUGGUCCUCCUCACCUGACAGCUUAAAAUAUAGUUCAUAUAUCAGUAAGCCAGAGCUGAUUGAAUUCCCAACUGAGGUUCCUAGUCAAAAUGCUUAUGCAUAUUUCUAUCAACCAACUAAUCCUUUUUACCAACCUAAUCAAGGAGAAAAGCCUCCUCUGUUACUGCAAAGCCAUGGAGGACCAACUUAUCAAGCACAUGGAAUUUUGGAUUUGAACAUUCAAUAUUGGACUAGUAGAGGUUGGGCAUUUGCUGAUGUUAAUUACGGUGGUAGCACUGGUUAUGGCAGGAAGUACAGAGAACGGCUUUUGGGACAGUGGGGAAUAGUUGAUGUCAAUGACUGCUGUAGUUGUGCUAAAUAUUUGGUGAAGAAGGAGAAGGUAGAUGGGGAGCGUCUUUGCAUAACAGGGUGCUCUGCUGGUGGAUACACUGCCUUAGCUGCGCUUGCUUUUAGGGAUACUUUUAAGGCUGGAGCUUCUUUGUUCGGUAUAGCUGAUUUGAACAUGCUGAGUGAAGAAUCUCUUAAAUUUGAAUCCCAUUACAAUGAUAACCUUGUUGGAACAAAAAAGGAGUGCUUUGAGAGAUCUCCAAUCAAUCAUGUUGACAAAUUUUCUUGUCCCAUAAUUUUAUUCCAAGGAUUGGAGGACAAGAUUGUGCAGCCUAAGCAAGCACGAAAAUUUUACCAAGCACUGAAAGAGAAAGGUCUCCCAGUGGCUCUUGUUGAGUAUGAAGGAGAACAACAUGGUUUUCGAAAGGCUGAGAGCAUUAAGUUUACACUUGAACAACAAAUGGUCUUCUUUGCGCGAUUGAUUGGGAAAUAUAACGUUGCCGACGAGAUUACUCCCAUCAAAAUUGACAACUUUGACACUUAACGGAGUCAUGUAGUUUUUGCUUCAUUUUCUUGAAGUUGAUUAAGGAUUUGUUUUGGUGAGUUUCUAAGAAAA
This is a messenger RNA of Arachis duranensis, 2127 nucleotides long. RefSeq lists its product as uncharacterized. Gene Ontology annotation, molecular function: serine-type peptidase activity. The coding region runs from base 28 to 2055 and encodes 675 amino acids. The transcript is spliced from 18 exons. Gene Ontology annotation, biological process: proteolysis. The record is from RefSeq and is a predicted model, not a curated record. NCBI's taxonomy places the organism in Eukaryota, Viridiplantae, Streptophyta, Magnoliopsida, Fabales, Fabaceae.